Molecule: messenger RNA, 582 nt
Organism: Colletotrichum karsti
Lineage: Eukaryota; Fungi; Ascomycota; Sordariomycetes; Glomerellales; Glomerellaceae
Product: duf202 domain-containing protein
Exons: 4
Coding region: 1-582 (193 amino acids)
Source: RefSeq, a predicted model, not a curated record
AUGGCAUCAAACCAAAUAGACGACGAAGACCUGACAUUCACCUGCUGCGCGCCCCUUCGCGCCUCAGAACUCCUCCGGCCCGUCGAGGUCGGCGAGAUCGGCGGCUACGGACACGCCGGCAAGUCGACAUUCCUGGCGUGGCCCAUCUUCGGACCUCUGCUGUUCCAGAAUGAGACGAGCGACGCGCGGGAUCACUGCGCGAACGAGAGGACAUUCCUUUCGUACCUGAGACUCUCGGUGUACAUGUCCAUCGUCUCCGUCGCCAUCGUGCUCUCCUUCCACCUGAAGAGCGAGCCGAGUCAGUUGGAGCUGCGGAUGGCGAAACCGCUCGGCAUCAUCUUCUGGUGCCUCGCCGUUUCGUGUUUGUGUCUUGGGUUGGGUAAUUACAUCAAAACGGUGAACAAGUACAGUCGCAAGGCGGCCAUCGUACAGACCGGUUGGCGAACGCAACUCGUGCUCUCCAUCGUAGCCCUGAGCAUCGUAGGAACCUGCAUAGUCCUGCUGGUGAUCACCAAGCUUGCGAGCAACGACGAUUCAGAUACCUUCAAGUCGGGUGUCUCGGCGGCACACGUAUUGAAGUAG